This is a messenger RNA of Aethina tumida (small hive beetle), 2439 nucleotides long. RefSeq names its product cell surface glycoprotein 1-like. NCBI's taxonomy places the organism in Eukaryota, Metazoa, Arthropoda, Insecta, Coleoptera, Nitidulidae. The coding region runs from base 156 to 1712 and encodes 518 amino acids. The record is from RefSeq and is a predicted model, not a curated record. The transcript has 2 exons.
CUGCUGUUAAUAAUGACUUAAAUUUGACAAGUAAUAUAACUGAAUUAGACCGAAAACCUCACAAUAAAGUAAACUCAAAUAAUACAGUUCACACUAAUAUUAACUUUGUGAAUAAUAUAACGGUAGAACUAAAAAAUGUUAGUUAUUCUAGUAAUAUGAAAGUAAAAAAUUCAUCCCAUAUAAUUAAUCAAACGAAAAAAAUAAACAACACUUCUGAAUUUGUUAAAAAUACACAUCUAAACACAAAUAAUUCUUUGAUAGUUACUCCAAAACCAACCGUCCAACAUAAUUCAACUAUGAAAAACAAAAACACUCUUAAACAAACACCUAUUAACUCCCAAAAAAUUAACAAAAAUAAAACAACGAAUACAACAGCUACAUUACGAACUCAAAAACCAAAAAUUAAAAGAGUAUCGACAACAAAAAGACCAGUGACAUAUAGCACAAAACCACCAUUCAGAAUUCAAUUAGGUAAAUCUACUCCUACCCACAGACCACAUAAAAAAACUACCCCCUCUACCAUUACAAUUCAUUUGACAAAACCCACCACCAAAAUACCUCGAAGACGUGUAUCAAAUUUCGCAACAACGGCUAAACCAAAAACUCUGCGGAAUAAUAACAGAAAUAAGACGAAAAGAAAACCAGUGAGGAGAAUUGUGAAGAAGCCGGGCGAUCAUGCUUCUUUGCAAGAUUUCAAACAAAAUUGGGCUGAUGUCCCUGUACCAAAUCCAAUGCCAGAAAUAUCAUCUCAUUCACCACAAUUUUCCAUUGGGGAUGUGUCCAAUGGUGCUAUCGAUUUAUCAAACGCUGGUGUUUUGGAUGACUCCAUCUUUGUGGAUACCCCAAGUGAAGAACCCCCCUUAAGGAACCCGAAUCCUCUUAACACCUUCACUUUGGAUAUGAUACCGGAUUCCACAAAGCAGAGUGACGGUUCCGGCUGUCCAACAGUUCACAUAGCCAGUAACGUUUUAAAUCCCUCUUUUAGACAAGAAUGUUCCGACUUGAAUUUAGUCAUAAACUCGCAUAUUCAUCAAAACAGUAUCACAGACAGAACACCCUUAAGCCCACCAGUUGACACUUAUGAUUCAGAAGCGGUGGAAGCUCCUAUUGAGGAUGUUCCGAUUGAGGAAGCGCCAAUCGAAGAGAGUCCUUUAGACGUUGCAAACAGCGCACCGAUCGCGCCUGCAGCCAGUCCUGCUUCUGGUGGUACGGGAGGUAGUGGAGGAAGUGGUGGAAGUGGCGGAGGACAUAAUCCGCUUAGUGGAUUUUCUCUGCCUGACUUGAAGGGCUUGAUGAAAGCUCUUGGUUGGUUGUGGGAGGGACUCGGAGGAAUAUUAAAGUUUCUUUCUAAUCCGUAUCUUUACAUUGUUCCCAUAACAAUUUUCUUCUUGUUGGGAUUUCUGACAAUGUUAGCACUGUUCCCUUGGUGGAUCCCCUUACUUCUUCUAUUGUUGGGAAUAAAGGCAAAGAAGAACGAUAAAAGCAAUGUUACUUAUUACAAACAUGUACAUAAACCUGUCCAUCAUCCAGACGGUUGGUUUUGGAACCAUCAGACGAAAACUUGGCAAAAUGUAGCAGAUUAUUUGCAUCACAGACGUGUGAGUUUAGAAGAUCAAUCUAAUAUUGCAAAUAUACCGCAUGUAAUUAAAAAUUUUGCAAAUAAAUAUGACCAAACAGAUGAUGGGUGGAAAUGGCGAAGACGCUACAAAUAACAAGACAGUUUUGAAUUUGUAUAUAUGUAAAUGUGAACAUUUUGCUAAUGCAUAGAACUUAUUUUAUGAUAAUCAAAUAUUUAUAAUUAUUCAUAAUUUUAAUACAGUUCUCAACUAAUUAUUUCUUAAGUAUAUUCUUUUAAUAGUUCUAAAUCUAAAUAUCAUUUGUGUAAUUGUAAGGAUCAUUUCAAGUGGAGACUCGUAGACAUAUUAAUAAAAAAGAACACAUGUGAGAAAACAAAGUCACACAUCAGUAAAAUUGAAAUAAAUAUGUAUUCAAAAAUGAUACAUAUGUCAAAAUAUAAAAAAGUAAAUUUCAAUUUUACAAAUGUGUCAUAAUACUAUUUUUCUAAUGUGGUCAGAAAUGAUAUUAUUAGCAGUAAUUUAUUAGUCCAAAUAAUAGUAUUAAUAGAAGUUUUAAACAUUGUUUAUAUAAGGUAUAAGGCCUUAUUUGAUUUGUUAACAGGAAAUACUAAAUUUAUUUCCUGCUAUCGAACUGCUUAACAAUUAUAUUCAAUAUACAUACAUCUAUGGACAAGUUAAAUGAAUUUUGAUAUUCUAGUCAAGUGAAUUUAUUGGGAAGUCUUAAAAACUCUCUGUGAUUUGGAAAAAGGGUAAUUCACCAAUUUUUUUGUCUUCUUAUUUAUUUAUAUAUUUUAUCCUUUUGUAUGUUUGUGAUGUUUCUUUGUAUUUAUUUCACUAACCACGAAAAUGUAAUAAAAAUAUA